UGUAGAUGAAGAUUUGUACUCACAACGUAUUGGGUAUAAGGAAGCUGUAAAAACGCAAUUCACUGGACUGGAGUUAAAAAACUGAUGGCUGAGACUGUGACGAAACGACCACUUAAACUUGAAAGUCAUUUCAUUCCACACAAACGUCUUAGGAGUAAAAGCCCUUCAGAAAGAAGACUAAAUGUAUCAACCUUACAAACUUACCAAAUUACAUUUGAAUACGGUCCGCCACAGCUCAACCUAUUUAGAUACGUUACCAAAAAAGCCAGUACUCUAUGGAGAAAGGCGAAAGAAAAAUGCAUUUUAAAAGGUUGUGGAAAACCAAUGGAAGGAUUUUUUCUGAUGUCGGAAGAAGAUAAAAGCAUUAUACAAGACUCUUUGAAAAGAUUUGGCUUUGAUAAAAAUCAACCGGAGAAAAUGUCUGAAACUGUGUUAAAGGAGCAUAAAGAAACUGUGUGCUUAAUUUACUUUGCGGACCAGUUUUGGGAGACAAUGGACCCAGCACGCGUCCAAAAAAUACGGCAUGUCAUUAGGAGAGCUUCAGAUUCCCAUAUCUUUCUCAUGACGGUUUCAGAGAGAGAGAAAAUUGAAGCCAUUGCAUGUUGCAAAAAAUACGCAUUUUGUCCCAUACCCUAUGUCAUUUCACCAGCAUCAGAUAAUACGGUGUUUUACGAAACACUUUAUAGAAUACUAAACAGAAAACUCGAAAUUUUUUCAUCAGACCUGGAAUUGCGAACAUCAACACGGCAAAUCCAUGCAAUCAAGUGCGAACUUCAUUCCCUCAUUGAAAAGCUACAAUCAAGGAACACGUCAGUUAAAUCGCCACUGACAGAACAAUGCUUAGAAAUACUUCAAAAAUCGAGUAAAAAUGGUGUCGUUGGAUAUAGGCUUUUUGAAAACGAAUUGCAUAUAUAUGGGAACGAACAGUUGACGACAGAAUACGAGAGGAGAGUGAAAAUUGAAAAUUCCAUCGAAGAGUAUUUCACAGGACAGGUUCAUUUUAGAUCAUUAGAACAAGUUUUAAUACCACAGUGUACAUUAAGGUGUGGCGAUUUCAUGAGAAACAACACAAAUAAUAAAAUGGGUACCUUAGGAAUUUUCGGAGAAAUAAAAAGUACGUCUGCAAAUGAAUCGGUACAAACCGUGGCGCUGUCGUCGCCACAUGUUAUCAGUAGCGGUGAUAUUGCUUGUUCAUCCACUGGGGUUAGAUUCGGUAAAUGUAUUUGGCCAGAAUCCAGUAGAAAUAUUCAUGAUGUAUCAAUAGUCAAAAUUGAUUCCUCUAUGAUAAAAAGUUUACAAAAGACAUUCUUCAACGAGCAUAUCACAAUCGAAGACAUUCCCAAAGAAAGCCUCUGUUACAGACAAGUUUUUAAAUAUGGAGCUGCCACACAAGAAACACAUGGUUUGAUUGAAAAAAUUGACCAUUUUCAGCUAUUUGGUAGGGACGUAAUGGUAAUUUUACCAGUUGAUUCUGAAAGGCCUUUCUCCACGAAAGGAGAUAGUGGCGCGAUUGUCUUGACGAUACUUAAUGGAAAAUAUUAUGGCGUUGGUGUAAUUUUCGGGGGUAAUCUUGAUGCUCGUGGGGAAGAAAACAAAAGCGCACAAACCGAGACUAUUGCAAUAUUUAUGAAAAAUGCAAUAGAUCGAUUUAUUCGGGAUAGAAAAAUGACCAUUGAAUUUGAUAAAAUUUGAGAAUGUUGAUUUUUCGCCGGGCUCUGCUGAAAGCAGAGUCCUGGCUGUAGGCGGCAAUCGCCAGUAUUGCUAUUAAUAGAACAAUUUCAAAAGUAAGCAAAAAAAACCCGAACAGCGUCAAAGUAAAAGCUUCCGCUAUACCAAAUAAUUACACAAAAAGAACCACGUUUUGUCGAAAGUGUUGGUUUUUUUGUUUGUUUUUUGUUAAAUUUCAAGAGAAUUCUCUAUCUUUUUUAGUUUCCUUAUUAAUAACGUGUUUUAAAGACAAGACUAUGCAUUUUGGACACAUAAAAUGCGCAUGAAUUUCCAUGAACGAACUACUUUGCUGCGCAUUGAAGAAAUGGGGAUUGAAUUUAUAACGCUUGUUGAAAAAUUCAAGGCAGCAACUGCUGAAUUUUUUCCUACUUUAAGACAGACAUAUUUUUGUUUAUAGCCUUUUACAAAAAUUGGUCGCUCUCUGACGCUUUGCCGACAUUAAAAGCAUGAGAGAGAGAGAGAGAGAAAGAGAGAGAGAGAAAAAAAUUGAUUUUCAGUCUUUACUGCACAAUAUGCAUAAAGACACAACAAAAGAGCACGGCUUUCAGUACUUCAGUACUUUGAUUUUUAAUGCCUUUUGUUAGGUAUGGAGUUUGAGUUUUUUGAAAUGUCCUCAUGUUGAAACCUUAACUUAAUUAUUGACAUUAUCACCUAUUGAGAACUACUGAUUUUUGUCUUUAUACACAAUUUUCUAGGUAUAAAGUACAAUAAUGUCAUAUUUAAUUUUUCCUUCAUUUGUGUAUUAUAGAUAAAAGCAAACAAGUAUACCAAUUUGUUAUCUACUCUUUUUUUGUUUUUUGGUGAUUCACCAUUAUUGUUCUUCAUUAUUAGUCUAUUAUUUUGAUUAGCUAACCUCUAAAGUACCUCUUGAUAUUAUACAAUUUAUCAUUUUUAUGUAUCAUACAAUUCAUGGUAUCUUUUAUUGUAAAUGUCUUUUAUUACAAAUCUUUUCUGUUUUUUUUUUAUUUUUUAUGAAUAACCAAUUAAUGUAUUGUACUUGUGACAUUUAAAUACAUGUCAUUGCUCUUAGAUACUCACGCGUUUGAUAUUUUGAUAUUUCAUGGACUUAAACAAUAUGUUUAAUUUACUGCGAUAAAGAACGUUGAAAUAUUAAUAGACUUUGUUUUAACAGUUUGUUUUACUUGUUGAGCUUAUUUAUAAUAUAUUUUACAUUUAUGCAAUAUGUUAACCAUUUAAAAAUAACGUUAAUUGCGGAAAUAAAGGACAGCUUUUCUCCCUGCGAAAACCAUUAAUUAGUUCCU
This is a messenger RNA of Magallana angulata, 2990 nucleotides long. RefSeq lists its product as uncharacterized. The transcript is spliced from 7 exons. The record is from RefSeq and is a predicted model, not a curated record. Lineage: Eukaryota; Metazoa; Mollusca; Bivalvia; Ostreida; Ostreidae. The coding region runs from base 85 to 1692 and encodes 535 amino acids.